This is a messenger RNA of Ilex paraguariensis (yerba mate), 336 nucleotides long. NCBI's taxonomy places the organism in Eukaryota, Viridiplantae, Streptophyta, Magnoliopsida, Aquifoliales, Aquifoliaceae. The record is from the annotation of a GenBank genome assembly.
AUGGAUCUCAAAGGGAAAAAAGAUGUGGUAGGGGACCAUGGGCGAAGCCAUAGGCAAGGCCAUGGGCGCGUCGGCAAAGCCAUGGACAAAACUAGACAAAUCCAUGUUGAUGACAAAGGUAGGCAGGGUGGCACCGGAGGGCUGUGCGAUGUCGAAGCCAAGUUGAGCAGCGCUGAUGACGCUGGAGGCAGGCAGGGAGGUGCCAGGGAUGACACCAGAGGGCUGGACGACGAGGAUGGAGCCUUGGAGGGCCUAAACUUUGCCAGGGAGAGAGAAAGAGAGAGAGAGCACCAAUCUGCUAAGGGUAUGAUGAUGAGUCUUGCACAAGCUUCAUAG